Molecule: messenger RNA, 1240 nt
Organism: Platichthys flesus (European flounder)
Lineage: Eukaryota; Metazoa; Chordata; Actinopteri; Pleuronectiformes; Pleuronectidae
Product: N-acyl-aromatic-L-amino acid amidohydrolase (carboxylate-forming) B-like
Exons: 7
Coding region: 221-1240 (339 amino acids)
Molecular function (GO): aminoacylase activity; hydrolase activity, acting on ester bonds
Source: RefSeq, a predicted model, not a curated record
GUGGAAGAGGGUAAACGGCAGGGUAAGAUGUACAGUAUGACGCCGCGGCACUCAUUUCCUCUCUUAGUUGUGAAUGUGGAGCUGACAGUUCUACCUCAGGCUUUCCUCCUCGGUUAAGGAGACUUUGAAUAGACUUUUAUCUCUGUGCUGCUUUGGUGCGUUUUUUCAAAAAGCCGGAACUGCCCCGUUCACAGUUCAGCGAGCCAGAAAAGCGAGUCUGAUGGAAGUGGACGAGGUGGUGUGUUUGCCGCGGUUGUCCCGAGUCGCAGUUUGUGGCGGUACCCAUGGCAAUGAGCUGUCCGGGGUGUACUUGGUGAGGGAGCUGCUGAAGGCGAGGAAGGAGGCGAUGGAGAAGAAGAAAGAGGAGGAGGAGGAAGAGGAGCCAGCGUCGGUGCUGAUGGUGCUGUCGAACCCACGGGCCACGCAGCAUUGCCGCAGAUACGUGGACGCCGAUCUGAACCGCUGCUUCACCCACGCCACCCUCAACGGUCCCGUCUCAGACAUGGCCCCCUACGAGAUGGUCAGGGCCCGAGAACUGAACACGCUGCUGGGGCCCAAAGGCAGUGGCGAGGCGGUGGACCUUGUUUGUGACCUCCACAACACCACCGCCAACAUGGGCCUGUGCCUCAUCGCAUAUUCUGACUGCGACUGGAUCUGCCUGCACAUAUUCAGGCACCUUCAGAGGCAGAUGCCAGAUGUACCAAUGAGGUUCAUCCAUUUCGACGUUUCCAGAAAAGAAUCCUAUUCCCUCGAUUCAGUGGGAAAACACGGCUUCGCGAUGGAGAUCGGCCCUCAGCCCCACGGCGUGGUGAGGUCCAACAUCUACACGGCGAUGAAAGAUGGCGUGCAGCACAUGCUCGAUUGGAUUCACUCCUUCAACUCAGGUACUACUUUUGAAGGAGGAUUCGUGGACGUGUUCACCAUGGUUAAACACAUCGACUACCCAAGAGACGGCCAGACUCACGACAUCACAGCCGCCAUUCACCCCGAGCUCCAGGACCGAGACUUCUGCCUGCUCCACCCCGAGGACGCGCUGUUCCAGACGUUCUCAGGUGAAACCCUCAGAUACAAAGGCAUCGAACCUCUCUUUCCUUUCUUUGUCAACGAAUGUGCUUAUUACGAGAAGGGCAUCGCUCUCUCCCUGGCGAGAAAGAGGCACGUGAUGAUCCCGGCCGUCCGGGUGCAGACGGAGGCCGAGCAGCAAACCGACGAGCAGGGAUUUGCGUCAGAAGAGGAGUGA